Messenger RNA from Danaus chrysippus (African queen), 1881 nucleotides. The record is from the annotation of a GenBank genome assembly. NCBI's taxonomy places the organism in Eukaryota, Metazoa, Arthropoda, Insecta, Lepidoptera, Nymphalidae.
AUGAAGAGCAGUGAUGUAGUGCUAAUUUCGUUACUGAGUAUAGGCGCUGUGGCAGUUUUGUUCGCUGUAGCUGCUUACCUUUAUAUAAGAAGAAGGCGACGGAAGAGGGAAGACGAUGAAGAUGGCACAAGCUGUGCUAUCAGCGAGCAAUAUCCACCACGUAAUCGUUAUGCUCGCAAAAAUAAAGACAAUUCGUUCAAAUUAAAAAUGCGGAAGAAAAAACGGGAAUUAAUAAAAAAUCUACGUAUAGCCAAAGCUCUAGGCGACAAUCACCUUAGUCAUCAACUAGCUAGGGCGUUAAGGUCAAUCCUUAAAUUAAUCCAAGGAAUAUCGGCGCAAACUGCAGAAUAUCGCGAUAAUUUUGACCGGGCAAAACAAGAAGUAGAUUUCGAUAAAAACCCUUUUGAGUAUUCGAAAACCAUUUUUAAGAAAGAACGCGGACAGCUUCUCUUGACCAACGAUCAAAUUUACGACCAUUUUAAGAGCACAUACGAAGUGCCUAAAAGUUUAAGACGGUAUAGGGAUCCAAACGAUCAAAAACCUGAAUUACCUCGAAUCGAAUUCCACGGCAUUCCACCAACGCUAGAGGAACUAAGUAGUCAGAUCAAGAGGAAGUCGUCUAAAUCUGCACCGGGACCCGAUGGUAUCCCAUAUAUAGUCUUUAAAAAAUGUGCAUCGGUUCGUAAACACCUCCUAAAUAUAUACGGUAAAAUCUGGUCAAGGAAGCAAAUCCCGGAGUGCUUCGGGAAAGCAAUUUUUGUCCUCAUUCCCAAAAAAGAUCGAGUUACUGAUCCGAAAGAUACUAGACCGAUAGCUUUAACAAAUACUAUAUCGAAAAUCUUUUUCUCGGUUCUACAAACGAGAAUGACGCGAUUCAUGCUCAGCAACAACUAUUUUAGGCCAAAUCACCAGAAAGGGUUUUUACCCGGGAUUUCUGGAUGCUUAGAACACAACACCUUGCUGUCGGAGAGUUUAAAAGAUGCUAGAAAAAGCGAGCGGCAAAUCACUGUUUGUUGGAUAGACUUGGAGAACGCGUUCGGGUCGAUACAACACGAAUUGAUGCUAUUCGCGCUUAGAUGGUACAACUUUCCACCCCUAGUUAGAGAUAUGAUCGCGUCGUAUUACUCAAAAUUAAGGUUUUCUAUAAUAACUAAAGAAGGCCCUUCAAAAAGUUUGAGUUAUAAUGUAGGACUGUUUCAAGGUUGUUGUCUAUCUCCAAUUGCGUUUAAUAUCGUAAUUAACAUCUUAGUAGACAAAUUAAUCUGUAACGAGAAAAAAUGGGGUUAUCGGUUUAAGUUUAAUAAUAAAUACACGGAAUCCAUUUUAGCCUUCGCUGACGAUCUCGCAAUACUGACACGUAACCCCAAACACUGUCAGGUACUAUUGGAUGAAGUGGAUAAAUUCUGUGAGUGGACGGAUGGAUUGAGGACAAAACCCAGUAAAUGUCACUGUCUGUGUCUUGGUAGGCGGAAUACAAGAUACACCUCAUACGAUCCGGGACUAUCGUUAGGCGGUCAAUGCAUUUCUACGGUUACGGAAAAUGCACCAUUUAAAUUUCUCGGUCGUAAGAUAGAUAAUAUAGGCCGUACUCCAUCUUUAGAAGGAAUAGUAGAUAGCUUUCUGAACGAUCUUAACAAGUUAGAUGCAGGCGUCAUAAAGAUGUUGAAGUUGUGGCUCGGGCUCGCUCUAACGGCUGAUUCAUCGGCGUUAUUUAGGGGAAGCAAUAGUUUUGGGAUGAGUCUAAAAAGGCCAUCGGAGCUCUAUAAACACCUAAGAGUUUCCAAGAGAUAUAUCCUGGGGAAAUCCCAUGAUGACAUAGUGACAUCGCUCCCAAAAGAUGAAAAUGCCCCCGAAAUGAUAAAUAUAAGAUACAUGCAAUGA